GCCGGGAACAGGAUUUUUCCUACGUCAGCAGAGCGAGCGCGCUGCCGGGAGCGAGCCCGGAGCUCAGGCUGGGCUGCGUCAGUGCCGCGCGCAUGCUCGUCCGCGGGCGCGCGCAUCCUGGCUCGUACGAGGCCCCGCAGGGUUCUGAGAUGAUGGACGAGGCAGAGACCUAGCGCUGAGGGGAACCUGCAGCAUCUGUCGAGAUGAGGUCGGGCGCGGGCUCGCCCUCUGAAGCCGUCCGUGUCCAGUGGUUGCUGUUGUUCGGUCUGGUGAGCCUGGUGCACAGUGGGGAGCGGCCAGGCUUUCAACAGACCUCACACCUCUCUUAUGAAAUUGUAACUCCCUGGAGAUUAACUAGAGACCGAAGAGAAGCCCCAAGGCCCUAUUUAAAACAGGUAUCUUAUGUCAUUCAAGCACAAGGAAAAGAACAUAUUAUUCACUUGGAAAGGAACAUAGACCUUUUGCCUAAAGAUUUUGUGGUUUAUACCUACAACAAAGAAGGGGCUCUGAUCAUUGACCAUCCUAAUGUACAGAAUCAUUGUCAUUAUCGGGGCUACGUGGAAGGAGUUUAUAAUUCAUCUGUUUCUCUUAGUGACUGUUUAGGACUCAGAGGGUUGCUACAUUUAGAGAAUGCCAGUUAUGGGAUCGAACCCCUGCACAACAGCUCCCGCUUUGAGCACAUCUUUUAUCCAGUGGAUGGUGUCCAUAGAGAGCCUCUGAAAUGUGGAGUUUCUAACGUGGACACAGAGAAAGAAACCACAAAGGGUGGAGAGGAAGAACAUCGCAGCAUGACACAGCUACUUCGAAGAAGAAGAGCUAUCCUGCCACAGACCCGCUACGUUGAGCUGUUCCUUGUUGUGGACAAAGAACGGUAUGAUAUGAUGGGAAGAAAUCAGACUGCUGUCAGAGAAGAAAUGAUUCGUUUAGCAAACUACUUGGAUAGUAUGUAUAUUAUGUUAAAUAUUCGAGUCGUGCUAGUUGGACUGGAGAUUUGGACAAAUGGAAAUCUGAUUAGUAUAGCUGGGGGUGCUGGUGAUGUGUUGGGGAACUUUGUACAGUGGCGAGAGAAGUUUCUUAUAACUCGUCGGAGACAUGACAGUGCACAGUUAGUUCUAAAGAAAGGCUUUGGUGGAACUGCAGGAAUGGCAUUUGUGGGAACAGUGUGUUCAAGGAGCCAUGCAGGCGGGAUCAAUGUGUUUGGGCAAAUCACUGUGGAGACAUUUGCAUCCAUUGUUGCUCAUGAGCUGGGUCAUAACCUUGGAAUGAAUCAUGAUGAUGGGAGAGAUUGUUUCUGUGGAGCAAAGAGUUGCAUCAUGAAUUCAGGCGCAUCAGGUUCCAGAAACUUCAGCAGUUGUAGUGCAGAGGAUUUUGAGAAGUUAACUUUAAAUAAAGGAGGAAACUGCCUUCUUAAUAUUCCAAAGCCUGAUGAAGCUUAUAGUGCGCCCUCCUGUGGUAAUAAAUUGGUGGACCCUGGAGAAGAAUGUGACUGUGGUACUCCAAAGGAAUGUGAAUUGGACCCUUGUUGUGAAGGAAAUACUUGCAAGCUUAAAUCUUUUGCUGAAUGUGCAUAUGGUGACUGUUGUAAAGACUGCCGGUUCCUUCCAGGAGGUUCUUUAUGCCGAGGAAAAACUAAUGAAUGUGAUGUUCCAGAGUACUGCAAUGGCUCUUCUCAGUUCUGCCAGCCAGAUGUUUUUAUUCAGAAUGGAUAUCCUUGCCAGAACAACAAAGCAUAUUGUUACAAUGGCAUGUGCCAGUAUUAUGAUGCUCAGUGUCAAGUCAUCUUUGGUUCAAAAGCCAAGGCUGCCCCAAGAGAUUGUUUCAUUGAAGUGAAUUCUAAAGGCGACAGAUUUGGCAAUUGUGGUUUCUCUGGCAAUGAAUACAAGAAAUGUGCCACUGGGAAUGCUUUGUGUGGAAAGCUCCAGUGUGAGAAUGUGCAAGAAAUGCCUGUAUUUGGAAUUGUGCCUGCUAUUAUUCAGACACCUAGUCGAGGUACCAAGUGUUGGGGUGUGGAUUUCCAGCUAGGAUCAGAUGUUCCAGAUCCAGGAAUGGUGAAUGAAGGCACAAAAUGUGAUGUUGGAAAGAUCUGUAGGAAUUUCCAGUGUGUAAAUGCAUCUGUUCUGAAUUACGACUGUGAUAUUCAGGAGAAGUGUCAUGGACAUGGGGUAUGUAAUAGCAAUAAGAACUGUCACUGUGAAAAUGGCUGGGCUCCCCCGAAUUGUGAGACUAAAGGAUAUGGAGGAAGCACGGACAGUGGACCUACAUACAAUGAAAAGAGCACUGCGUUAAGGGAUGGACUUCUGGUGUUCUUCUUCUUGGUUGUGCCACUGAUUGCAUUUGCUACCUUUCUCUUCAUCAAGAGAAAUGAACUACGGAAGACAUACUUCAGAAAGAAGAGAUCACCAACACAUGAGUCAGAUGGCAAAAGUCAAGCAAGUGUUUCUAGACAGCCAGUGAAUGAUCCUCGGCAGCCGAUGGGUGCCCCUCGACAGCCUGUGGGUGCUGCUCGACAGCCAGUGGGUGCCCCUCGACAGCCUGUGGGUCCUUCUCGACAGCCCGUGGGUGCUCCUCGACAGCCUGUGGGUGCUCCUAGACAGCCUGUGGGUGCUCCUAGACAGCCGCUUGUACAUGCAAACAGAUUUCCAGUACCAACCUAUGCAGCCAACCAGCCUCAGCAGUUUCCAUCAAGGCCACCUCCACCACAACCGAAAAUGUCACCUCAGGGAAAUCUAAUUCCUGCUCGUCCUGCUCCUGCACCUCCUUUGUAUAGUUCCCUCACUUGAUUUUAUACACUUUUGGCAUAUGUCUUCAGGGAACUGAGUGAAUGUUUUACCCCCUGGUGUUUUGUUCAGAAGUUUUUCUCCUAUUGCAACUUUGAAUGGAAACAAAUGCUACAAAACAGACGAACUGAGUGGGGAGUUGAGCAAUACAAGGAACUGCAGUCAACUGAGGAAUCCAUUUCCAGCAUUGAAAUGUUUUAUUUGAUCAUCUGUGAGGUUAUGUACCUAACAUAGAUUAUCUUAUUUUGAACAUGUUAUAGCAGUGAUUCUUGAAUUAACUGCAUUGGUGUUAGAUUUGUUAUUAAGUGUUUAAAUGUCCUCAAUUUUUGACCUUGCUUAUCAUUAAUGUAGUUUGUGAUCAAAUGUGAUAAUCUAAUACCUUUGAAAACUAAUUAUCUGUCAAUAAUAUCUAAUAUUUUUCAUCUUGCACAGACUAAUAACCAUUGUACACUACAAUCUUGUUUCUCACUUAUGACAUGAAUAAACAGAUAUUCUGGUUUUGGAAAAUACACAAAAACCAGGAUUAAGAUGCCAUAAUUUUGUUUUGAAAAUACAAAAUAUGCUAAAGAAGUAUGUGUUUAUUCACACACUAGUUCCCAGUCUUACGAUUCUUUACUAUAAGUGACUAUUAGAAAAAUUCAUUUAAUAUUAGAUUUCUAUUACACAUCAUGUUAAAGCAUGGCAUCCUUUUGCAAUAGCAUUAUUUUAAAUAAAUAUAAGCUUUAAGGUACGAGGUGUUUAAUACAUCUAAUCAGAUAUGCUGUUGACUCAUGGCUAUAAUAAAGGAAUAAUUUUAAUCAGUCAUUUGAGCUAUUAUAAAACCACUUAAAAAUUUAUGAGCACUUUAAGUCUAAAAUCUGAAUUUUUGAAGCUUGAUAUUAAAUCACUUAGAAUGUUUACAUUUACUAAGGUGUGCUGGAUCAUGUCUCUUUUUGACUCUAAUAUUUUCCUAGAAAUUAGGCUGGAAAAAA
Octodon degus (degu) is the source of this 3748-nucleotide messenger RNA. It is a transcript of the gene Adam9, whose product is annotated as ADAM metallopeptidase domain 9. Gene Ontology annotation, cellular component: plasma membrane. Gene Ontology annotation, molecular function: integrin binding; metalloendopeptidase activity. The record is from RefSeq and is a predicted model, not a curated record. Gene Ontology annotation, biological process: cell-cell adhesion mediated by integrin; membrane protein ectodomain proteolysis; transforming growth factor beta receptor signaling pathway. The transcript is spliced from 22 exons. Lineage: Eukaryota; Metazoa; Chordata; Mammalia; Rodentia; Octodontidae. Bases 204 to 2780 code for a protein of 858 amino acids.